CCUGGCUCGCGGCGCCGGGCGGGGCGCGGCUGCCGGGAUGGCGGACUUGGGGAGCCUGGCCCUGAGGCGCUGGAUUAGAGAGCUCAUCCUGGGGCCGGGGACGCUCUCCAGUCCGCGUGCGGGGCAGCUGCUCGAGGUGCUGCAGGAGCCCGACGCCCCCGGCCCGUCCUGGGCCCCUGACGCGCCCGACUCGGGGGCCGAGCUGCUGGUGUCUGACGGGACCCACAGUGUCCGGUGCCUGGUGACGCGGGAGGCCCUGAGCGGGUCGUGCGGGGAGGAGUUUGGCUUCCGCGGGGCCGAAGGCCGGCUCGUGCUGCUGCAGGACUGCGCGGCCCGCGUCCGCGUCCACGAGGAGAGUGCGACCGCGGAGUUCUACCUCCAGGUGCACCGCUUCAGCCUGCUGCCCAUGGAGCAGCGCCCCGCACCUGUGCGCAGUUGCAAUCAGGACCCCGACGUGCGGAAAAAGCUCUAUGACUGCCUGGCGGAGCACCUUUCAGAGUCCACUUCCCUCAGUGCAGGCCCUUCGCUGUCCCAACUUCUGGAUGACGUCCAGGAGGACCAGGACCACAGAGGGGCGCUCGUGCACCUGGCUGAGAGCUGUCUGAUGCUGGCAGGCCCUUGCACGGCACCCUGCCUCACCCGCUGGGCCGCUUUACGCCACAGGACGAUGGAUGAAGCUGUGUACACUGUCCCCACCGUCUAUCUGUGUAUAUCUGAGAGUGAGCAGCGAAUCCUGAGCUGUCUGGACCGGGCUCAGAGGCCACAGGGUAAGGAAGACUGGAGCGGUCCAAACUGGAGUACCUGGGGAUUCAGCUCCCCCAGCGCCGAGAAGCCUCCCUUGACCGCACGGCCUGAGCUGCCCCCAUCGGACUCUGCUCUUCAGGACCUGUCUCUGACCCUGAUCUCGUCCUCAUCCAGCUCCUCAGGAACCCCUGCCUUGUCCAGCCAUGCACUGACAGAAGAAAGUGAGGCCAGCGCCAGCCUUUUGACUGCCCGGUCCUCGGCUACCCCAUCCCCUACCCCCUUAGCCCCCAGGUCCCCACACCUCAGCAGUGUACCUGACUCCUUGUUCUUUAACUGCCCCCCAAGUUUCUCACCCCUUGGCCACGUCCCCAGUCCAUACCGGGCCCAAGGGACCAGGACCCAGAAAUCUAACCUAGAGUGUAAGGAGUUGGGGUUGCCUGGCAAGAACUGGCACUCCUCUCGGAGGGCAGGAGCCACCAAGGAAGCCUCAGCGUCCAGUCCUGCCUGGGACCCUCCGAGGAGACACGGCGAUGGCUCUGCUUUCCAGUAUGCGUAUGACGCGCCCGGCGCCUCCCUCUGUGCCCAGGUCCAAGCUGUGAGGCUCCCUCCCCAGCUGGUGGCCUGGGCCUUGCACUUGCUGAUGGAGCCGGAGCCCGCGCCCACCCCGCCGUGAGCGGCCCCGCGCGCGCCAGAGGACGGCACGCAGACCGUCAGCGGCUUCCCCCAAGGACCAGAGCCACGAAGGGAGCCCGGGCGCGUGACCUCCCCACUCCUCCUGUGUCCGGGCGCCCAUGGAGGUGUUCCCGCUCACCAGCAGGGGCCUGGAGCUGGUCCUCGUGCACAGACACGGCGCGUCGCCCCGCCGAGAGGGGCCUGGGCCUCAGCUGGCCAUCUGGGGGAGGUCGGGGUUUCAGGGUAGGGGGGAAAGCAGCCCCACCCCAGCCCUAACCUCCCUCUUAGGGUCCCAGAGGAGCGGAGUUCUCUGCAGAAACACCUGGUCCCCAGUCCAGUAUUCGGGUGGGGGCCAGGGUGCCCGCACACCUGCAUUCCUGGGCCCUAAGCAGGGGUCCUCGGGCAGGCCCAAGCUGUCUGGAGACGGGGUGGCUCUUCGGGGGCUGGGGCCAGGGGAGGGGGGGCCGGGGCCAUCCUGCUGGCCCCAGCCACGGCCCCUGAGCUCGGCGUUCAGCUGCUGCCCCAGCGACUUCCAGGUGGUGGGUUCGGGGCCCUGGCCCCCCGGCCCAGGUCUGCACGAGGGGUCUGCCAGGAGAAAGGGGAUGGACCCGGGCCGGGCAUGGGCGGUUGGCCGGCCCCGUGACCUCGGCCCCACGCGCCAGCCCCCCAGCACCCCCCAGCACGGCCGUGCCCGGCUCACCAGCAGAGACCGAGUGGGUGCGGGACUUGAUGGAGAUGGGCGGCGCCUCCGUGGAGCUGUCCAUGAUGUCACCUGCAGCGGGGGGCCGGGGGUCAGGCGCCGGCUUAGGCGUGAGGGUAAGAAGACCUGGGGGCGCCCCGCCCCCACGCGUGCUCCCCAGCCCGGGUCUCACUCACCGUCCGAGCCGGCCUUCUUGAUCUCGCCGUCUUUGCUCUGUAGGAACAGGGGGUCAGGCUCCAGGCCCGCCCAGCCCUCGAGUUCCUUCUCGGCCCAGGUGCAGGCUGGGCGCGUCCCCCCUUUCCUAACUGAUUCACUCCCCGCCUUUCGGCGCUUGUCAGCCCGGGUCUAGCCCCGCGUGGCCCGGAUUGUCUCGAAAGUUAUUAAACGGAUGUUGGCAGAGCUGCGGUUCUUACUAGGGGCCUGAGCAGAGGCUGGGCGAAGAGAAC
Messenger RNA from Talpa occidentalis (Iberian mole), 2562 nucleotides. RefSeq names its product ACD shelterin complex subunit and telomerase recruitment factor (gene ACD). Lineage: Eukaryota; Metazoa; Chordata; Mammalia; Eulipotyphla; Talpidae. The transcript is spliced from 12 exons. Gene Ontology annotation, cellular component: telomerase holoenzyme complex; chromosome, telomeric region; shelterin complex. The record is from RefSeq and is a predicted model, not a curated record. Gene Ontology annotation, molecular function: telomeric repeat DNA binding. Bases 38 to 1417 code for a protein of 459 amino acids. Gene Ontology annotation, biological process: telomere capping; telomere maintenance via telomerase.